This is a messenger RNA of Spathaspora passalidarum NRRL Y-27907, 3237 nucleotides long. It is a transcript of the gene PHO87, whose product is annotated as SPX domain-containing inorganic phosphate transporter. The record is from RefSeq and is a predicted model, not a curated record. Lineage: Eukaryota; Fungi; Ascomycota; Pichiomycetes; Serinales; Debaryomycetaceae. The transcript has a single exon. Gene Ontology annotation, cellular component: membrane. Gene Ontology annotation, molecular function: phosphate transmembrane transporter activity. Gene Ontology annotation, biological process: polyphosphate metabolic process; monoatomic anion transmembrane transport; phosphate ion transport. The coding region runs from base 268 to 3156 and encodes 962 amino acids.
AUCCCAGAUCCAAAUUUGGCUAAGGAGCACACGAGGGCUAACCACGUUGGGGGAUUUAAAAACUUUUUCUUGGUAAUUUUCUUCUUUCUUUUUCUGCAUCUUUUCUUCUUUAGUUAACAGGUCGUCUGACAUUAUACUGAACUAGGCAACGUGGGCUCUAACCAACUACACAAUCAAACGUUCUAUUUUCUCAAAUAGAUUUAUUAUUAUUUUGACAGAUUAUACAAGUCAAUAGUCACACGAGGGGUAUCCAUUUUAGGGCACAAGAUGAAGUUCGAACAUUCGCUUAAGUUUAAUGCCGUUCCUGAAUGGCAAGAUAGUUAUGUCAACUAUCCUACAUUGAAGAAAACUAUUUACAAAUUACAACAAGACCAAAUUGUCAAUAAUGGUACUGGUGAGUCUGGGUUCAUUGUUGGUUCCAACCAAACCACAGUCACUGAGUUGGUUGACGGGUUCAAGUCCAAGAGCAACAGCCAGGGCGUCCAAGAAAAAUCUCGUGCUGCAACCAUGCAAGGCGGGUUAAAAAAUAGAUUAGUCAAGAGCUUGUUUUUGCAAAGGUUCCAAAAGGGUUCCAGCUCUACUGAAAUUGAAACCAACAAGGUUGAAGUUGAUUCCGACUUGGAAAAGAACUCUAGUAGUGAAUACACCGAAAAGGGUUCAGACACCAAGACUUAUACCGAGGAAGGGUUUGAUUCCGACAGUAUAGCGUCUUUUAAUCCAAGAAAAUCUACUGAUGUUAUAGGGAGAAUUCUUGCUUCUGAAGAUGACUCCUUUGCUGACCCAAAGUCUUUGAAAUUCGAUGCUUUAAAGGUUUUUGCUAAACAAUUGUUGGUUGAAUUGGACAAAAUAAAUACCUUCUAUAACAACAAAGAAGAAGAAGUGUUUACCAACUACGAUAACUUGCUCAAGGAUUUAGAAUCUAACCAUGUUGAUAUUGAUGACGUUUUCAGAUUUACCCAAGCUUACAACAUGAACCAAGCUGCUCUUAAUACCGAUGACCACCACCAAUAUCACUUGAAGUCCACUCUUUCAAGAGUUGUUUCUAAUGCUAGUGUUUUCGAUACCAUUAACCAUUUGGGUAAUGAUUUCGACAACAAGGAUUUGGAAAAGAAUGAACAAGCUGAUGAAGAAUUUGAUGACUCUGAUGAAGAUGACGAUGAAGAAGAUGCUCACUCUGAAGAUUCUGUGUUGUUAAACCAUGCUCAUUUUAAUGUCAAGCAUCAAUUGAAGGUUACCUUAAAGAGAAAGGCUAUUUUGUUGUUUAUUUCUCUUUCUGAAUUGAAGUCAUACAUUGAAUUAAACAGAGUUGGUUUCACCAAGAUUUGUAAAAAGUUUGACAAAACUUGCAACUAUUCCAUCAAGCAAGAUUUUAUUGAAAACUUUUUACCAAACCAUUCCCGUGUUUUCCUCAAGGAAACCAUUGAAAACUUGGACUACAAAUUAGACCACAUUGUCAAAGUUUUUGCUUUCUUAUCUGGCAGAUUAAACUCCAAGACUUCUGUUGAAGAUUUGGAACACGUCAAAGUUGACUUGAGAUCUCAUUUACGUGAUCACAUUGUCUUUGAAAGAAACACUGUUUGGAAAGACUUGUUAUCCUUAGAAAAGAAGUCUUAUGACAUUGAUUUACAAGCCAACGGUCAAAAGAUGGGCGAUGAAGCUAAUGAAAAUUCUAUGUUAUAUAUCACCAUGAAGGACUUCUACUUUCCAAAGAAUAUCAAGAUUUUCGGUCAUGAUCACGUUAGACUCCCAGCAUCUAUGAUAACGUGGCAAGUGUUCAAGUUGCUUCUUAUUAUAGUUGUGUUUGUGGUUUUAAUUGCCGUCAAGACUUUUAACGAUCCAGUUCAAGGAAGAGCCCUUGCCUUGUUAGUGGCAUGUGCAAUGUUAUGGGCUUUAGAAGCAUUACCUUUGUACACUACUGGUAUGUUUGUUCCUCUUUUGGUUGUUACUUGUCGUGUCUGUAAGAAAACUGGGUCCAACGAACCAAUGGCUGCUGCUGAUGCUGCUGCUUAUAUCUUAGGUACUAUGUGGAACUCGACUAUUAUGAUUUUGAUUGGUGGUUUCACUCUUGCUGCUGCAUUGUCUAAAUAUAACAUUGCCAAGGUUUUAUCCAGUUACAUCUUGGCUUUUGCCGGUACCAAGCCAAGAAAUGUGUUGUUGGCCAUUAUGUGUGUUUCGUUAUUCUUGGCCAUGUGGAUUUCUAAUGUUGCUGCUCCAGUCUUAUGUUUCUCCUUGAUUCAACCAGUUUUGAGAACUUUGCCAACUACUUCCCCAGUCAGUCAAGCUUUGGUUUUAGGUAUUGCUCUUGCUUCCAAUGUUGCUGGUAUGGCUUCUCCAAUUGCAUCUCCACAAAAUGUCAUUGCAUUGCAAUAUAUGAUUCCUAACCCAGGUUGGGGUAACUGGUUUGCCGUUGCUCUUCCAGUUUCCAUCAUUGCUAUGUUGUUAAUUUGGGUUGAAUUAAUCUUGACUUUUAAGAUCGGUAAUGUUACCUUGAAGAAGUAUAAGCCAAUCAAGGAAAAGUUUACUGCUAAGCAAUACUUUGUUUUCGCAGUUACUUUAUUGACUAUUUUAUUAUGGUGUGUCAUGACCAAGAUUGAAGACACUUUUGGUGUUGCUGGUAUCAUUACUAUCAUUCCAAUUGUGUUGUUCUUUGGUACUGGUUUAUUAAAGGUUGAUGAUUUAAACAACUACCCAUGGUCCAUUGUUUUGUUGGCCAUGGGUGGUAUAGCUUUAGGUAAUGCCAUUACUUCCUCGGGUUUGUUAUCCACCAUUGCCAUGGCCAUGGAAAGAAGAAUUAGAGAGUUCCCACUUUAUGCCAUUGUCGUUAUUUUUGGUGCCUUGAUUCUUGUCGUUGCUACUUUUGUUUCCCAUACUGUUGCCGCUUUGAUUAUUGUUCCAUUAGUCAAGGAAGUCGGUGACUCUUUACCACACCCACAUCCAUUGAUUUUGGUUAUGGCCACUGCUUUGAUUGCCUCUGGUGCCAUGGGUUUGCCAACUUCAGGUUUCCCUAACGUUACUGCAAUCAGUAUGAGAGAUGAAGUUGGUAAGAAUUACUUAACUGUCAACACCUUUAUCACUAGAGGUGUUCCAGCCAGUAUCAUUGUUUAUAUUUGUGUUAUUACCAUUGGGUACGGUGUCAUGUCGUCAUUAAAGUUCUAGACGUUUUUAAUUUUAUUUUGCAUCUGUUUGAUUUUCUCUUUGUUUAUAUCUUGUAUAAUAAUAUUGUGUUUGUGAUUUUGA